AUGAUCAGAAACUUCCACAGUUUAGUCAAGAGAGUACCUAGACUCGCUCUUACUCCCUUCUUCGGCUUCAGAACUUCCAUGACUUUAGCCGAUAAGAAGUUAUCCACUGGUGAAGCCUCCGUUGUCCUCGCCGAAAAGAUUAAGGGAAUCACUCAAUAGAACGAUAUUACUGAAUACGGUACAGUUAUUUCAAUUGGUGAUGGUAUUGCAAGAGUCUUUGGUUUGACUAAGGUCUAAGCAGGUGAAAUGGUUGAAUUUAAGUCUGGUAUUAGAGGUAUGGCCCUUAACUUGGAAACUGAUAACGUCGGUGUUGUCGUUUUGGGUAAUGAUAGAGAUAUUAAGGAAGGUGAUGUCGUCAAGAGAACUGGUGCCAUCGUCGAUGUCCCCAUUGGUGAAGCUAUGUGCGGAAGAGUCUUCGAUGCCUUAGGUAACCCCAUUGACGGUCUUGGUCCUCUUAAGACCACCCAAAGAGCCAGAGUUGAAAUCAAGGCUCCCGGUAUUAUUCCCAGACAAUCCGUCAGACAACCUAUGUAAACUGGUAUUAAGUGUGUCGACUCCCUCGUCCCUAUCGGUAGAGGUUAAAGAGAACUUAUUAUUGGUGAUAGAUAAACUGGUAAGACUGCUAUCGCUAUCGAUACCAUCCUCAACCAAAAGGAAGCCUUCAACACUGGUGAUGUCAAGAAGUAAUUAUAUUGCAUUUACGUCGCCGUCGGUCAAAAGAGAUCUACCAUUGCUAACUUGGUCUCCAUCCUUAAGUAACACGAUUGCAUGAAGUUCACCAUCGUCGUUUGCGCUACUGCUUCUGAUGCUGCUCCCCUUUAAUUCUUGGCUCCUUACUCUGGUUGCGCCAUCGGUGAAUUCUUCAGAGAUAACGGCAAGCACGCUUUAAUUAUCUACGACGAUCUUUCCAAGCAAGCCGUCGCUUACAGACAAAUGUCUUUGUUGUUGAGAAGACCUCCUGGUAGAGAAGCUUAUCCUGGUGAUGUCUUCUAUCUCCAUUCUCGUCUUUUGGAAAGAGCCGCUAAGAUGAACGACAGCCUCGGUGGUGGUUCCUUGACUGCCUUGCCCGUCAUUGAAACCCAAGCUGGUGAUGUCUCUGCUUAUAUUCCCACCAACGUUAUUUCCAUUACUGAUGGUUAAAUUUUCUUAGAAACUGAACUUUUCUACAAGGGUAUCAGACCUGCCAUUAACGUCGGUCUUUCCGUCUCUAGAGUCGGUUCUGCCGCUUAAAUUAAGGCCAUGAAGAAGAUUGCCGGUAACUUAAAGCUUACCCUCGCUACCUACAGAGAACUUGCUGCUUUCUCCCAAUUCGGUUCUGAUUUGGAUGCCAAGACCCAAUAAUAAUUGAACACUGGUGAAAGAUUAGUUGAAAUGUUAAAACAAAACUAAUAUACCCCCAUGAAGGUCGAAGAAUAAGUUUGUAUUAUUUUUGCUGGUGUCAAGGGAUUCUUAGAUGCCCUCGUCACUUCUGAAGUCUUGAAGUUCGAAAAGAAGUUCCUUGAACACGUCAGAACUAACCACUCUGCUCUCCUUAAAAGAAUUAGAGACUCUGGUGAUCUCAGCGAAGUUGAUACUAAUGAACUCAACACUAUUAUUCCUCUCUUCAUCCAAGAAGGUGGUUUCAAGCUCAAGGCCUAAUGA
Molecule: messenger RNA, 1641 nt
Organism: Tetrahymena thermophila SB210
Lineage: Eukaryota; Ciliophora; Oligohymenophorea; Hymenostomatida; Tetrahymenidae
Product: ATP synthase F1, alpha subunit
Exons: 8
Biological process (GO): proton motive force-driven ATP synthesis; proton transmembrane transport
Molecular function (GO): ATP binding; proton-transporting ATP synthase activity, rotational mechanism; ADP binding
Source: RefSeq, a predicted model, not a curated record